AAUUAUCUGUUUAGUGUUUGUAUGUUUUUCUUCUGAUUAAUAACUGCGCGAGCUCGUCCAUCGCACGGAAAUGUUCUCUGAACGUGGGUGUGUGUGUGUGUGCAUGUGUGUGUGCAUGUGUACGUGUGCGUGUGUGUGUGUGUGUGUGUGUGUGUGCGUGGGAGCGAAAAUCAGAAGCGUGACUCAGCGGAUUGAUGAAACUGUGAUUCAGCGUGAACGCGCUAAACAUGAGCGAGCAGAACGCGCUCUGUAAACAUGACUGUGUGUUUCUGUCUUAUGUCUCUUUUUGAAAAGCUGACGCUGACUUAAGGUUUCAUUACAGUAAAAGUCGUGUUCUUGACGGAUUUAUCACCUUUUUGUAUUACCACAGUUUUGCCAAGAAUAUCAUGGUUAAACAAUGCUUACAAUAAUGAGACGAUGGGAACAUCAUAUUUAUUAUGUUUUUACUACAAAUACGACAAAAACUGGUUGCUAUAGAUAAUGUUUACAUUUCGGACGAUACUAGCAGAUUUAGUUUCUCACCGUGUUGUCAUUUGGUGCAAAUCAAGCGCAAUCGAAUCCUAAAUAAAUACAUUAUUUUACUUUGAUUUGUUCACAAGCAACAGACCCAGCCCGUCAACUGAAAGUUGUACAAUGCGCAUGCGCGGCGGUUCGCCCGUCCGCUAGAGGCAUCGGCGAGCGCGAGUACGUCACUGCGCGCCCCCACACCAGUCCCGCGAGAAACUCGCCGCAAGAUGACGACAGAGACGCUUGAUGUUUACUAAAGAUGGAGAGUGAGGUUAGUCUGGUCGCUGGUCGCAGUCAAAGAGAGAAGAGAAGAUCUUAUAAAGACCUGCUGAGAGAAGAAGAAAUUAUUGACGCAGAGGUCAGAAAAUCCUCCAAGAAACGACUGAAGGAGUCUCAAGACUUCUACACAAGCAGUGAGAUUCACAAGAAGAAAAAGAAACAUGACAGUUAUUUGUUCAAAGAUCGCAGCUCAGGAUCUCUCCACAAAAAACAGAAACGGUCUUCAGAGAGUCACCGGUCACUCCUGUCAUCACCUGACCUGUUGACUUCUUCUCAGACGGGCGUGACAGCCAUGGGACUCCUGCAGGCCAUCACCUCCCCCACGGCCGUGACCACGGAAGCGGCGUACCCCUCUCUCUCCCCAUCAAAGGAGCACAGGAAAGACAUGAGACACGCCUCCUCAUUCAGAAAGCAGCCGCAGGUGGUGCGAGAGGGACUGCCCGUGGUGGGCGAGGAGGUGGAGCUGGAAGGUCAUUUCAGCGGAUGUCACGAUUUUGCAGCUGACAGCAGCGGAUCGUUGUCCGCAGACGGCAGCAGUCGCGGGAAGCUCAUGAUCCACGAAACGUCGUCCCACAGCAAGAAGAAAAAAAGCAAGAAGAUCAAGAAAAAGAAGGAAAGACACCGUGAGAAGAAGCACAGCAGUAAAACUGCAGCAGCCAAUGGCAGCGCAGAACGAAGCGUGCACUCUGCCGGUCAUCACAGACGUGAGGAGAAAAAGAAGAGACCGGAAGGAGGCAAACGCAAGAGCAAAGACAAGAAGAAGAAGAAGGUGUUGACGGCCUAUCAGAUCUUUUAUAAGGAGUACAGAAACAGUAUUCUAGAGGAGGAGCCGGGGCUCGAUUUCGGGGAUUUGAGUAAACGUUUGGCUGACGCCUGGAAGCAGCUGCCCGAGGGAGACAAACAGGUGUGGCGAGAGAGAUCUGAGUAUCUCCAGCGGAAACAGAUGAAAUCAAAUGCUGUCAAACAGCAUCAGAUAGGAUCUCAAAGACACCUUAAAGACAGCAGCAAGCCUAAAGAUCAUCUCGUGCCUGUAGGGGGAGGUGUUGCACUGAAGAGACGAGACGCAGCGGUCGCUCCGGUCCAGAACGGAUCUGUGUUGCCUCCCAGACACCCUGAUGUGGAUCCCAUUGAUGCGGCCGCUCACCUGCAGCUGCUGGGAGAAUCUCUGUCUCUGAUUGGCCGCAGACUGCAGGAGACUGAGGGGAUGGUGACUGUGUCGGGGUCUCUGUCGGUUCUGUUGGACUCUGUUCUGUGUGCUCUGGGUCCUUUGGUUUGUCUCACCACACAGGUGUCAGAACUCAACGGAUGUCCGCAUCAGCUGCUGUCAAACACUCUAGAUAACAUCGCAUACGUGAUGCCGGGUUUAUAAGGGACCGCUCACACCUCCUGCUGCUGCUCUACUGAUGGAUGAACACUUCAGGACUCAAGCGCAGAUUUGCACUGGAUACAUUCACAGACACUUCAGCUUUUAAUCUGCUUCUUCAUCAACAAGCAACGCUCCAUUUUUACCUGAUCUUUGAUUUUAUAUUUCUGUUGUGUUUCUGUUUUUUUUUUCUUCCAAUAAAAUGGAUUUUAAUAUGCUCUUUUAA
Messenger RNA from Triplophysa dalaica, 2375 nucleotides. Its product is annotated as HMG box-containing protein 4-like. The transcript has 12 exons. The record is from RefSeq and is a predicted model, not a curated record. The coding region runs from base 767 to 2155 and encodes 462 amino acids. Lineage: Eukaryota; Metazoa; Chordata; Actinopteri; Cypriniformes; Nemacheilidae.